Moneuplotes crassus is the source of this 739-nucleotide messenger RNA. The record is from the annotation of a GenBank genome assembly. NCBI's taxonomy places the organism in Eukaryota, Ciliophora, Spirotrichea, Euplotida, Euplotidae.
AAUGCUUAUAAGACUUACUAAAAAUCUCUCUUUUCCCAAAACAAUCCCUCUUCUUUGUCAAACUAGCACCAGAUCGUUCUGGGGUAACUCCAAGAAAGCCCCAAAGCAGUCAAAGGAGCCAAAGGAGGCCUCUCAGGGCUCAGGGAACACCAGCGAGGUUGAUAGUGAUGAAGAGUUUACUGUCAAAGUCAAGGAAAUCAAAAAGUUAAUCAUGGAACAAGAUGAGGAAAUUGAGGAUCUUAAGAAGGAAUUCGCAGCUGUAGUGGCGUUGUAUCAGAAGCAGGUGGAAGAUAAUGAUAAAUCUGUGAAAAAGUGGGUAAGGAAGGUAGAUUAUACAAAAAAGUCAGCAUUGGAGAAGUUUUCAGAAGAUGUGCUAACUAUUAAGGAUACUCUUGAGGAUUCUAUUGCAGAUUUAGAUUCGCACUCUUUAGAGAAAUCUAGUAAGAGUAGUCCACAGGAGCAGUAUGAGGCUGGAAUUAGUGGGUUAGAGACUUCUUUAAAGAAGUUUGAUGAGGUUAUGGCUAAGUAUCAUAUUGAGCAAUUCAAUCCUAUUGGUGAAAAGUUUGAUCCCCAAGUUCAUGAAGCAAUGAUGAUGGUCAAUGACCCAUCUAAGGAUCCAAAUACAGUCUGAAUGGUUAUGGAGACAGGAUGGAAAAUAGGCGAGAGAGUCCUUAGAGCAGCAAAAGUUGGAUGUGUAGCUAAAAGAGGUUAAUGGCAGAGAAAAUUCAAUAAGCUCAAA